Leucoraja erinaceus (little skate) is the source of this 1890-nucleotide messenger RNA. RefSeq names its product FK506-binding protein-like. The transcript is spliced from 2 exons. Gene Ontology annotation, molecular function: protein binding; peptidyl-prolyl cis-trans isomerase activity. The record is from RefSeq and is a predicted model, not a curated record. Lineage: Eukaryota; Metazoa; Chordata; Chondrichthyes; Rajiformes; Rajidae. Bases 248 to 1180 code for a protein of 310 amino acids.
UGGGUUGGACAUGCGCGGUGUGUGCGCGGGGCAUCGGGAGCGCGCGGGAUCGGGCGCGAGCGGCGGCGGUUGAAGCGGCGGUUGACGCAGCUGGAGCUGGAGACCGGGCCCGGGAGUGACCGGCUCGUCCUCACCCGAAUCUGUACUUACUGUUCCAAACGUUUUCGCUUAGACAGCCGCCGCUGGGAGAUUCGUGCCACCAAAAACGCCACCGCGUGAUGGCCACGGUGGCCCAGUCUGACGGACAAUGGCAAUGAGCGACUCGUGUGAGGCUCUGACAGUGACAAAUAACCGCGAUGGCCAAGAUAAAGAGAGAGAUCACACGGAUACGAGGACUCUUCCGAACCCGAUCACCUGGCCGUGCCCAGAUGGUUCCUUUGUGAAGAAGAUAUUACAGGUUGGUAGCGGGCUAGAUAGACCCAAAGAAGGAUCCCGGUGUCGUGUAUGUGUUGAGGUGGACCCCACAAGCAGUUUUGACUCGAGUCAUUUUCCGAUUGGGAUUAAUCAGCCGGUGGACAUCGUUCUUGGGGAGAGCGAUACAUGGUUUGCAGAAGUGGUUGAUAAAUGCGUCGAGUCCAUGCUGCAGGGAGAGCGUGGCGAAGUGCUGCUGGCUCCAGGUUUGACGGAGGCAGGAGCUGACCUGGCCGCCGGCCUGAGCUUCACCGUGACCCUGGAAGAGUUCACCACGCACAAGGACUCGUGGGCGAUGACGUUCAAUGAAAAGUGGCUCUCCGCCAUGCACCACAAGGCCAGGGGCACGGAGCAUUUUAAAAACGGGAACCUCUUUGGAGCCACGCGCCACUACGCAAAGUCGCUGAGGCUGCUGGUGUCGGUGAAGUACGAGGUGCCCCUGGAGAGAGGGGAGGAGUACAACAAGGCCCGCUGCGCACUCUACUCCAACCUGGCCGCCUGCCAGCUGAAGCAGAACCAGCACACCAACGUCAUCCAGAACUGCUCAAAGGCGCUGGAGAUCGAGCCCAACUCGGUCAAGUGCCUGUACCGCCGGGGACAGGCAUAUGCCUCCAUCAACGAGGUGGACAAAGCCAAGAGGGAUUUGCAGAGGGUGCUCAAGCUGGAGCCGGGCAGUACAGCUGCCGCACAGCAACUCCGAACCCUCACUCAGCAAGUCCGAGCUGACAAUGAAAAGCUGAGCAAAGCAAUGAGUAAGCUAUUCAGCUAGGGCUGACCACGCCGACUAUCUAUUUGUUGAAACUGUCUUAUUUAAGAAAUAAUUCCUGAAUACAGGACAACUUGACGUUUUUGGAUCGUGUUUACAAAGGAUGUUGGAACACACAAAAGUGUUGGAAUAGCACAGCAUCCCAGGAGGACAUGGAUAGGUGGUGUUUCGGGCAGGACCCCUUCUUCAGUCUGAAGACAUGUCCCAACCAGAAACAUCGCCAAUCCAUGUCCUCCUAGCUCGCUGAGUUACUCCUGCACUUUAUGUUAUGCAGAUUCCAGCACCUGCAGUUCUUUCAUGCCUCGAUGUUACUGUAUUGUUGUACACUUUGUGGUCAUAGCCACGGGUAAAGUUGCUUUGCUCGAAAUUCCUCAGCUCAUUCCGUAAUGUUUGUUGAUAAAUUUGCUGGGAAUUUGUUCGUUAUCCCGAUGGUCUUGAAAGCAAAGCAACUGGCUGAUCUCCUGAGGUUUUCGAUUGGAGAUAGGGUGGAGCUUGAAACACUGUGACAAGAUUUAGCUGCUAACUGGAAUUGUCACCCAUUGCUCCAAUGUUUACUGCUGUAUGGUGGUCUGGUUAAUCUCUGAGACGAUGCUGGGUUUAACUGGUGUUUACAUAUUGCUUGUCUUAUUGCAAAUUUCUGCCUUGCUUAUUUGGACAAUCGUGAUGUGUUGUGUACAACCAAACUUAAAUAAACUUCCAGAUUUCCUGUGAAA